UUCUAUCACAUGGUCUUCUGUUUUCGCUGCCGCUGUUGUUUGGUUCAAACUCGCUUAUUUGCAAGGAUGGCAAUGCCGUUUUAUCGUUUUGGACGUCCCAUAGUGAACAGGCUCAAACACCUCUUGGAUCGCUGCAUUUUGAACUUCCCAGAAAGGACUACCUCAACUUGGCAAGCUGCUCGCAAUAAAAAGUCAAAAAAGAAAAACAAAAGGAGGCUUUACAACCGUCGUGGAAGACACAACGUGACAAGCUCUACGGGAAGCACAACUGUUACCACCACCACCACCACUUCUUCGUCUUCUUCUAGCACACAUUACGAAAAUAUUCCAACUUUUUCGUCAUCAUCGUCAAAUAAUGCUCAUCGAAGACCUUUGCCAAUCAACGACGGUGUCUAUUCCUUAAUGAGACUUGGCGAUUUAGUACGUGUGAGAAAUCCAGAAGAUGGUGUAUCUGUUCCGAAUACAGAUGAAGACUACUAUUAUAUAAGCAGCAAUAGUGGGGAGGAAGAUGAUCAACAAGAGGUGACUACUGCUAUAGAGUACAAGCAGUCCUGUCCAGGUCCUGGUAUGAAGCAAGCUGUUAGUAAUGUACGCAGAUUGUCUGCUGUUCGGCAAACCAAAUCUUGUGGAGACUUGCCUAAUUUGUUGAAUGCGGAGGAUGACAAUUCUUAUGGUGAAUAUGAGGACGAAGAGAACGGGACAACCAACAACUAUUCGAGUAGUUAUUCAAACGAUGCAGACGUGUCUGCAUCUUGUGACGAAGAGGAGGAUGGCUCUUUCUAUUCUACUCGAAGCUGGGAUAGUUAUGAUCAAUCUUCUUGCUCCGAAUCUGUUUCAUAUUCGUCUUACUCGGAAGAAAGCAAUGUCAGCUUCUCUACAUCUUCUGCCACAACAGCUUUCUCGCUUGUUGGCAAAACUGUUCGUGUUGUUUCAUUCAAACAGUCAAAUAUGCGACUUAAUCCUGAGAAUAUUCAAGAGUCUAAUGUAACCGAGGUGCCAAGAUCUUCACAACACAAAGACGAGUCGUCUUCACAAGAUGAGUAUUUUGUGGCAACAAACGAACUGUCGUCCAAUUCGUCGGAAAUGUAUUACUCUGAUGCAGUCUCUGAAGAAAAGGUGGUAGAUUCCAUUAAAUAA
This is a messenger RNA of Meloidogyne enterolobii, 1137 nucleotides long. The record is from the annotation of a GenBank genome assembly. NCBI's taxonomy places the organism in Eukaryota, Metazoa, Nematoda, Chromadorea, Rhabditida, Meloidogynidae.